UCCCGCCCCGCGCCCAGGGACGCGCCGGGCGCCGGCUCCGGGCAGCCGCACGCGGCGAGGAGGGGAUGCGACUGCGGCCCACGGCAUGGCAGCCUCAGGGGUGCUGGGAGGAUGCGACAUCCUCAUCGUCUACAGCCCGGAUGCCAAAGAGUGGUGCCAGUACCUCCAGGACCUUUUCCUGUCCAGCCGGCAGAUCCGCAGGCAGAAGAUGCUGACGCACAGGCUGGGCCCCGAGGCCUGCUUCUCCGCCGAGGACCUGCACCUCUUCCUCAGCGCCCGCUGCGUGGUGGUGCUGCUGUCCGCGGAGCUGGUGCUGCAGCUGCGGCGGCCGGCCCUGCUGCCCCCGCUGCAGAGGGCCUUCCAGCCUGCGCACCGCGUGGUGAGGCUGCUCUGCGGCGUGCAGGACAGCCCCGAGUUUCUGGACUACUUUCCAGAUUGGGCCCACUGGCAGGAGCUUACCUGUGAUGACGAACCCGAGACCUACGUGGCGGCCGUGAGGAAGGCCAUUUCUGAAGAUUCCGGCUGCGACUCAGUCACUGACACGGAGCCCGAGGACGACAAGCUGCUUCCCCACUCGGAGCAGCAGGGCCUGCCGCUGGAGCCUCCACCUGGGAACCUGAUGGUGGUGCAGCCGGAGCGCAUCCGCUGUGGGGCAGAAACCACCGUGUACGUGAUUGUGAGAUGCAAGUUGGAUGAGAAGGUCACCACGGAAGCAGAGUUCUUUCCUGAGGAGUCCCCGUCCAUCAAGGUGGAAGCCAAGCUGGAGAAUGAGUACACCGUGUCCGUGAAGGCGCCCAACCUUUCUUCAGGGAAUGUGUCCCUAAAGGUAUAUUCAGGAGACUUGGUGGUGUGUGAAACCAUUAUCAACUACUAUACUGACAUGGAAGAAAUUGGGAACUUACUGUCCAAUGCUGCCAAUCCUGUGGAGUUCAUGUGCCAGGCCUUUAAAAUUGUGCCCUACAACACAGAGACCCUUGACAAACUGCUGACGGAGUCCCUGAAGAACAACAUCCCUGCAAGUGGCCUGCACCUCUUUGGGAUCAACCAGCUGGAAGAAGAAGAUAUGAUGACGAAUCAGAGGGACGAAGAGCUGCCCACCUUGUUGCAUUUUGCUGCCAAGUAUGGACUGAAGAACCUUACUGCCUUGUUGCUCACCUGCCCAGGAGCCCUCCAGGCAUACAGCGUGGCCAACAAGCAUGGCCACUACCCCAACACCAUCGCCGAGAAGCAUGGCUUCAGGGACCUGCGGCAGUUCAUCGAUGAGUACGUGGAAACUGUGGACAUGCUGAAGACCCACAUCAAGGAGGAGCUGAUGCAGGGGGAGGAGGCGGACGCUGUGUAUGAGUCCAUGGCCCACCUGUCCACAGACCUGCUCAUGAAAUGUUCGCUCAACCCCGGCUGCGACGAGGACCUGUAUGAGUCCAUGGCCGCCUUCGCCCCUGCCGCCACCGAGGACCUGUAUGUUGAGAUGUUUCAAGCCAGUGCCUCUAACCCAAUCCCUGGAGAGCGUUUCUCUCAGGCCACAAAGGACUCUAUGAUCCGCAAGUUUUUAGAAGGCAACAGCAUGGAAAUGACCGGUGUGGACAGAGAGCAGCGCCAUCUCAGUGAGGAGGAAGACGUUUAUCACACAGUAGAUGAGGAGGAGGCCUUCUGUGUGGACCUGGCCAGCAGGCCCCCCGUGCCUGUUCCCAGGCCAGAUACCAGUGCUCCUGGUGCUCACCAGCUGCCUGACAAUGAACCUUACAUUUCCAAAGUUUUUGCAGAAAAACGUCAAGAGCGGCUGGGGAAUUUCUAUAUUUCCUCCGAGAGCAUCAGGAAAGAGCCGGCUGUCCGACCGUGGAGGGACAGGCCCCAGUCCAGUAUAUAUGACCCUUUCGCUGGCAUGAAGACGCCAGGCCAGCGGCAGCUCAUCACCCUCCAGGAGCAGGUGAAGCUGGGCAUCGUGAACGUGGACGAGGCCGUGCUCCACUUCAAAGAGUGGCAGCUCAACCAGAAGAAACGAUCUGAGUCCUUUCGCUUCCAGCAGGAAAAUCUUAAACGGCUAAGGGACAGCAUCACCCGAAGACAAAGAGAGAAGCAAAAAUCAGGAAAGCAGACAGACUUGGAGAUCACAGUCCCAAUUCGACACUCACAGCACCAGCCUGGGAAAAUCGAGUUCGGAGUCUACGAGAGCGGUCCCAGGAAAAGUGUUUUCCCCCCACGGAUGGAGCUGAGACGAGGAGACUGGAAAACAGACAGCACCUCCAGCACAGCGAGCAGUGCAAGUAACCGAUCCAGUACGCGGAGUCUCCUCAGCGUGAGCAGCGGGAUGGAAGGGGACAACGAGGAUAAUGAAGUCCCAGAGGUUACGAGAAGUCGGAGUCCUGGCCCCCAUGUGGAUGGAACAGCCACCAUGCCCACGGAGCGGCCCCCUAGGGUGCCUCCCCGAGCUGCCUCCCAGAGGCCUCCAACCAGGGAGACGUUCCAUCCUCCACCACCUGUUCCACCCAGAGGCCGCUGAUUCCACCUGCUCCAGCCUGCCUGCUGCGGCCCUUCAGACUUGCAGUUCUCAGCCCGUUAGUGACUCCAGACUUUAAGAUCCACCCUCAUGGGGGAUGUUUGCAGCCCUGCUUGUUUGGGUCGUCCUUGAAGAAGACAUUAUUAAAGCACGGAGAAGUGAAAGACUAAGGAUUGUAUUCACCAUUGCCAAGUGUAUUGACCCAGAUACUUGUUAGCCAAAAGGAGAAAGGCCUGCGUAUCAGAAGCUUGAGAGAAUCAAUCAAAAAUGUACUUUACAAAUGAUUUUACUGAAAUGCACUUGUAUUAGUUCUCCUGUAUUUGCUAGUCUAGCCUAAAUUCUAGAAAUGUUUAUGACUGGGGGGCCAGCGCCUUGGCUCACUUGGUUAAUCCUCCGCCUACAGUGCUGGCAUCCCAUAUGGGCGCUGGUUCCAGUCCUGGCUGCUCCUCUUCCAGUCCAGCUCUCUGUUAUAGCCCGGGAAGGCAGUGGAGGAUGGCCCAAGUGCUUGGGCUCUGCACCCGCAUGGGAGACCAGGAGAAGCUCCUGGCUCCUGACUUUGGAUCGGCGUAGUUCCGGCCUUAGCGGCCACUGGGGGAAUGAACCAACGGAAGGAAGACCUUUCUCUCUGUCUCUCUCUCUCUCUGUCUAUAACUCUACCUGUCAAAUAAAUUAAAAAAAGAAAUGUUUAUGAUAAGACUUAUACUUUCAAGUAAGAAGAUCAGAGCCCCAUUUUAAAAUAAUUGUUCAGGUUUUCUAUAUAUUCAGAAGGGUGUUUAAGUGCUAGCACCAGUCACCUACCACAAACUGAGAAUAAAGCAGUCAGCACAUUAAGGAGAUUGAUUCUGACUCUUCUGAUACAGAAGGCCAGUGAGGUCCCACAGGAGUCUGGAACCGAGAGUAGCUUGUUGGUUAGAGGGAGACCUGGGUCUGGACUCAGGACCUGCAGGUUCUAGGUCGCCACAGUUUUGAUCUCCAAAUACCCAGUCUCUCUCUCAGGGAGUGCCCGGGUCUACAGAUGGGCUGAGGCCUCUCAGAGGUUUCCUCCCUUCAGAGCUUCCAGGCAUAGAACUACUUUCAGUCUGGGCAUUUACACUUCAGUACGCUUUCCAAACAGCAGUGUUGACGGAGAACAUCUAAACACGGUUGGGAACCAGAACUCGGGAUGCCAGGAACUCCACUAUGUUGCCCUAGCCUUUAAAGUCUUAGUUCUGGCCUGAGAGAGAGAGAGAGAGAGAGAGAGAGAGAGAGAGAGGAUCCUUGACUUCUGCUCUGCUGAGGGGUCCGAAGGAGGGACCUUAAUAGGAAUAGUUGUACAAGUCCUUCCUUACACAUUCUUGCCACCAUGCUCAGUAAAACUGGGCAGAGAAUGUAAAGCCUUAAAUAUGUCAUUCAUUCCAAGUCCCUGUCACAUAAACCUGCCUUUAAAGCAUGAGUCUGUAAUGACACCUAAUUAUGUAGUGAAAUUAGUGUCAGAACUGUUUCUUUUAGAAAUAUCAGAAAGCUGGAUGUUUCCCAUGAAAUUAUUCUCCGUUUCACACAGGUAUAUAAAAACCACAUUAGUAAUGAUCCAUUUAAGUACACUUUUAUUAGGUCCUUUUCUGAUAAUCAUUUGAUUCUUUCUAAAUCUCAUGCCUCACCUCAGAAAACAAUGACGUUUAUUGAACUUA
Lepus europaeus (European hare) is the source of this 4164-nucleotide messenger RNA. RefSeq names its product phosphoinositide-3-kinase adaptor protein 1 (gene PIK3AP1). Gene Ontology annotation, biological process: signal transduction. Gene Ontology annotation, cellular component: cytosol. The transcript is spliced from 17 exons. The coding region runs from base 86 to 2500 and encodes 804 amino acids. Lineage: Eukaryota; Metazoa; Chordata; Mammalia; Lagomorpha; Leporidae. Gene Ontology annotation, molecular function: phosphatidylinositol 3-kinase regulatory subunit binding; signaling receptor binding. The record is from RefSeq and is a predicted model, not a curated record.